CUUCAUUCUCAUUUUGCAACGAUCCAACGCACACUCGGUGCACAUUUGCAGAGCUGGGUUAGAAGACGGCCAUUUAUCGCUACCGAGGCCUGUGUUUUUCCGCCUAGUUUUAGUUGUUUUUUUCAUGUUUUUUGAGAAACUGGGGAUGAUGGUGUACGUGAAGGGAACAAUGCUUGGAACAUGUGGACUUCGCAGGCGGGGUCUCCUCCUGUGUUCAAUCUGGCUGCUACUGGUUUGCGUGUCGUGCCUUGGUUGCGGUGCACAUGGACUUGGCAGUUCAGAUGUGCCAGUUUUAAGAGUGGGAGAGGAGAAAAAAGGAGAGAGCCUUUCGUUUUAUGAUGGGAGCAGCCGUGAAUAUGAAGUUCGGGGCUUGCAAGAUCGCAAGUGGUACGAAAUCAAGAUAUCUUACCCUGCCUCUAUUCCUGCAAGCUUUGAAAUAUCGCUGGUUCACAAGAGCUCACCGGACAUGCCCAGAUCAGGGCGGAGACUGCUCAAUACUGAGAAGAUGAUGUUCUAUGUUACCAAGGAUUUUCCUCAGCAGGCAGCAACAGCCGAGUAUUGGAAAAGAGUGAUAGUGGUUGUACAUCCCGCUGCCGUCUUAUCCAAGCAGCAUACAUCUAAUCAACCGUUCAUCCUCUACAACAUAAUGUGCGAGGAAGUCAUCAUGGGUAUACCGAAGCAGGCGUGGUGGGUUGGAUUCUUAGCUGUUCUCGUUGUUUGUUUUGCUUAUUCCGUCUCUACAAUGUUGCCAGCGACUCUAAUUCCUAUCAAGUCAAGAUUCAAGGCUCCAAAGGAAGCCCAGUAGUUAUUUGAGAGUGGUAGACGUACAAUGUAUUUGUAUUGCCAUUCAGAGUUUCUUCUUCUGUUAUGACUUCCAAUCUGAAAACAUUCCAUAGGUAGAAUUGAACUCUUCAUAUUCUUGACAUGAUUCUCAUUAUGAGAUUGGGAGAUAAUAAUAAUAAUAAUAAUUAGUAGUAGUAUUGUGUGUGUGUAUGUUAGUUUCAGAGUUGUUCAAACAGGCUAUCUUUGCAGAUGGUCUGCUUGCAAUCCACCAUGCAUUCCGUCCAUCUCUGUUUUAAGUUAUGCCGCUGAAAUAUGUGCCCAUGGCCAGCAAGUUAGUGGGGUCGCCUGGUUUGCAACAAUGUGGCAGCCAGUGUGCCUGUUUGAGACCA
Messenger RNA from Physcomitrium patens, 1172 nucleotides. RefSeq lists its product as uncharacterized. Lineage: Eukaryota; Viridiplantae; Streptophyta; Bryopsida; Funariales; Funariaceae. The record is from RefSeq and is a predicted model, not a curated record.